Suillus discolor is the source of this 1962-nucleotide messenger RNA. RefSeq lists its product as uncharacterized. Bases 1 to 1962 code for a protein of 653 amino acids. The record is from RefSeq and is a predicted model, not a curated record. The transcript has a single exon. Lineage: Eukaryota; Fungi; Basidiomycota; Agaricomycetes; Boletales; Suillaceae.
AUGCGCUGGCUCCUAUUCACGCAUAAAGACUCGGAAAUCACUUGCUCCAAUGACAUAGGAAGGUUGAGAACGCAUGGCCUAGAACAGAGAUACCUCAGUCCUACCACUGGACUCUGCCGACAGCUCAAGGUGCAAGCCAUCACACCCUCUGGCAAAUUUGAAGUUUCCAUCAAGGAUAACACCAGCGAGACCUGCAAACUCGCCAUAUGGCUGCUAACCCAUUCACCCUUCAAAGGAUGGAUUAUUUUCAAGUGGAUCGGAAAAUCACUGUGGUUUGCACUGAAGCUAUUGUGGCCAAUUGUCUGGUUUCUCGUGGAACUCUACUUCAACAGUGGUAACUCCGGGGAGGAUGAAGACACAUCGUACAACACAGGAUACUACAGACCGUAUCUUCGCCAGUUUCAGGGUCAGCUGUGGGCAGCCCGUUCUCGCACGGAGCAUUCAUUGCGUCUGAAAGAGGAACCUGGGACAAAUACCCGUACACAUACCUGUUACCCUCGAGUUCUCAUGAUCCGCGGCUCAAAUCGGAAUGAGUGGGUUCAAUGCGUAGAUCGCAACACCAUCAUCCACACUAAAUACAUCGCCAUCUCUUACCGCACAACUGACAUCUACACUCAAGGCCCACAUGAGAAGAAAGAAAAGGCACAGUUCACAGACGAAGUUCGUGCGGCAGUGCUUGGACAGCAAUUCAAUGCCUACUGGCUCAACCUGGAGUGUUUAGGGGAGACUGAGUCAGAGCAGAAUCUGGAUGCGUACUGCAUGUCAGACGUAUACCGUAGAGCAGAGACGACUUUGAUCAUGCUUGGGAGAGCUGACUCUGGAGAGAACGAGUGCUGGAUGAGCUGGGGCGGACAGGUAUGGACUUUCCCAGAAGCCCUCCUGAGCUCUCGGCUUUGUUACAAGUUCCGGGAUUGGAAAGAAGUCAAGGCGUUGUCGUUGUUUCAGCUGGCUAACCUGGCCUAUACGAACUCCGAAGAUGAGCAAGCAAUUGUCAAUGCAUACGGUAAUGGGAAGGAUCCACUUGAGAGGCUGGAGCGCUUGGCACUCUUGAAACAAGCUAUAUGGCGGCGCGCUAUGGCAAGUUUCCCAACACUUUCUGGCCCUCCUCUCCAGCCAAAGUCGGACGUGGUAUUAGGUGGGGGGUACAAGCCACACAAGGCGGAGCGAGUUUAUGCACUCAUGGGCUUUUUUGACCACCGCAUUCAGCCAAAUCACGAUGAGGAUGAAUUACAGGCACUCGCGAGGUUGUCGAUGGCCAAUGAUAACGACCGUAUCACUGAGCGCAUGGUAUCCAUGUUUCCCUCAAAUUCCACUCCAGGCGCGUCACGGCGCUGGUACGCUGAUAAUGACAUCUAUCACGCGAAUCUUUGGGACAUCCUUCCGGAGAUUCAAGUUGCUGGUGUGACAGGCAAUGGAGCUCUCGUUUUGGACGGCUGUCGGGCAGCAGCCAUCAGAUGGAAGAACUUCCCAGAUGUUGCAUUUGCGAAUACAUAUUCGCUGACGAGGACAGUUGUCGGUUCCAUACCAUAUUUCUCCUGGCCGUUCAUUGUCAUUGGGGUAGGAAUUAUACCGGAUACCAGCAGAGCAGGAGGCAUUGUAUUCAUUGUCUUUGGAUUCAUUCGCCUCCUCCUUUCCCCUGCACUACUUCUCUAUGGCAAAUCUGGGCGUAUAGUCACUGCGCAACCAUGGUUGAUCGGGGUCAAAGGAGUGAUUGACCGAGAAAUGGUAGAGGGCCACUUAUACGGGGGUACCAUUGCCCACUUUCCAAAGAUAGUACACCUCCCAACGGUGUAUCUCACCCCCAGCAGUUCACCGUUCUCAACUCUGGAACAACUUGCAAGACGGAAAGGCUCAGACAAACAAUACGAGGAUGCGAAGGAACAAGAGAAGAAUGGACCUGGACACAUGUACACGCUCAUCGACACAUACUCGUCGACUAUGUAUUAUUUCUGUGCCGAGUGA